This is a messenger RNA of Letharia columbiana, 450 nucleotides long. RefSeq lists its product as uncharacterized. The record is from RefSeq and is a predicted model, not a curated record. NCBI's taxonomy places the organism in Eukaryota, Fungi, Ascomycota, Lecanoromycetes, Lecanorales, Parmeliaceae. The coding region runs from base 1 to 450 and encodes 149 amino acids. The transcript has a single exon.
AUGUCUGACUUCAUCAACUCCGUCAUCCUCACCACCAACACCCACCCCUAUACUUUCGGCCUUGUCAUUUUCAUCCUAGCUCUUUUCGCCGCCUUUGCCCUCGUCGUCGUCAGCAUGACAGGUCUCCACUAUGAGUGCGACUGCGAAGAAAACAGCCCAAUCUUCAUCGACCAGGAGACCCGUCCGCUGCUCGACAGCCAAGACCCAUUGAAGGACUAUCCCUACGGGCGGUACGUAACGCGCACUGUCUCGGCUAAGCGAGCGAAAAAACAGUCGGUCAACCGGGCAAUUUUGAGGCAGAUGCUCGAGGUUGAUUGGGCAGAAUCCUCGUAUGGAACGAUUACUGCUGCGCCGAGGGUGGGGGAGAAGAGAAAGAUGAGGGACGACGGGAUGGGGAGGGGCAAGCGGAUUAGGAUGGAGGAGAGUUCCGAGGAGGAUAGUGAAUGGUAG